AUGAGGAUCCAUGGACGUACACUCGUCGUCGGAACAGCAUCCGGAGAGAUCCUGGUGUCGGAUACCAGCAUCAGUUUCUGGGGUGGCAUCAAUCCUGACACGGGUAUAAUUGUCGAUCAACAUCAUCCGCUCCGAGGCGAAUGUGUCACAGGCAGAAUCUUCGCUAUUCCUUCAGGACGUGGUUCGUGUACUGGAAGUGGCAUUCUCCUGGAGCUAUUGCUAAAGAAGCGAGGACCAGCGGCAUUAAUAUUUCAGCACGUCGACGAAAUCCUGACAAUGGGUGUGAUGGUGGCAAGGGAGUUGUUUGAGCUUUCAAUCCCCGUUCUCGUCAUAUCGAUGGAUGACUUUACGUCUUUGUAUAGCGGCACACCUGCUAGCGUUGAUGGCCCUGAGCUGUCUUUCGAUGAACCUCCACGAAUCCCGAAGACAGACUCACCAUCUACGAUACUUCGACCAGUGCACAUCAAGUUGUCGCCACGAGACGAGCGUCUCCUAGCUGGAGACUUUGGUCUUGCAGCCAAACUUGCCAUGGAGAUCUUGGUAGACGUCGCUGGAAUACAAGGCGCCGAGGCAUUUCUGGAUGUGUCCCAGGCACAUAUCGACGCCUGUAUAUAUAUUGGACCAGCAAGCCUCCUGUUUGCACAGAGGUUUUUGUCUGUCGGCGCCAAAUUCGCAGUCCCUACAACAUUGAACUCCAUUUCCAUCGACCAACGCCGCUGGCGUGAGAUUGGCAUGGACUCCAUUCUGGCCAGGGAGGCAGGCAAACUAGCACAAGCGUAUAUGUCCAUGGGCGCUAUGACGAGCUUCACAUGCGCACCCUACCUGUUGGAAACAGCUCCCAAGGCUGGCGAGAAUAUCGGCUGGGCAGAAUCGAACGCUGUUGUCUUUGCCAACAGUGUCCUUGGUGCUCGAACCCAGAAGUAUCCGGACUUUCUGGACGUCUGCAUCGCUCUGACUGGCCGAGCGCCGGCUGUCGGAUGCCAUCUCGACGAGCCGCGGCUACCAAAACUUAAGAUCAAAGUUGCAGCCCUCUCAGACGUGGAUGAUGCGUUCUGGCCAUUGCUAGGAUACCAUGUCGGCAAAUUGGCUGGUUCGGACGUCCCUCUGGUGUGCGGCCUCGAAGACACAAGUCCAAGCAGAUCGGAUUUGAAAGCAUUCUCGGCAGCAUUCGCAACAACGGCGUCGGCGCCAAUGUUCCAUAUGGCUGGCGUCACUCCAGAAAUCACCGAAGCUGGCGAUCCCAGUCUCGAGAUUCCCUGCUGUGAGAUUGGCAAAUACGAGCUGAUAAGCUGUUGGACUCAGCUGAAUACUGCUACAGACAGUUCACUCGGACUUGUCUCACUAGGAAACCCUCACUUCUCCCUCGAAGAGUUCGCUAAGCUCGUGAUGCUGUGCUCUCGUCAAAAGAAGCAUGCAGGGGUCGAAGUCGUCAUAACGACCAGUCGAGCUGUUAGCGAGAAAGCUGCUGAAGCUGGAUAUCUCGAUUCGUUGGAGUCUUUCGGGGCGCGCGUCAUCACGGACACCUGUUGGUGCAUGCUCGACGAACCAGUUGUUCCCCUGCAUGCCACCAAUAUCAUGACUAACUCCGCUAAAUAUGCUCAUUACGCCCCAGGCAUGGUACAACGAGGAGUACAUUUCGGGAGUCUGUCCAGCUGUGUGGAUGCGGCAUGCAGAGGGGAAUGCGUAUCAGCCAUACCAAACUGGCUUGCUGGCUGA
Molecule: messenger RNA, 1716 nt
Organism: Cladophialophora carrionii CBS 160.54
Lineage: Eukaryota; Fungi; Ascomycota; Eurotiomycetes; Chaetothyriales; Herpotrichiellaceae
Exons: 1
Coding region: 1-1716 (571 amino acids)
Source: RefSeq, a predicted model, not a curated record